ACAGAAAAUAAAGCGUUUGCCGCACUUACAUUAGAUAUAGCUGGUAGACUACGAAAAAGAGUAAAUGUGUCCAAGAAUGUGUUGUACGAUACUUUACUGCUAAAAUCGGACCCGAAAGAGUUUGGACAUUAUUCUCGGAUGAAUCCUGCACCUUAUCGGCAAAUUAUUAAUACUGAUACAACAUGAAAUAGAGAAAAAAUACGUUAAUGUGAGAGGCAAUUGCAGUGAGCGAGAGAUCGAUAUAACAGAUUUCUGGCUACAGAGGAACUGGCAAAUGGCGACCUGGGAGAGUGCCUCCUGAUACACCAUCCACCUGCCACACCUCCCAAUAGUCGCCACCUGCAGAAGUGGUGUCAGAAGCGUUUCUUCUGAUGCCUACCACACCGGCGUCGGGAGCCUGUACGAGUGUAUCGUACCAGAGUCAAGCAGCAGUAGUAGCAGUUGUGAGCGACGACGUACGCGCUAGGACACAAGCGGAUUGCGGGCGGAAGAUAGCAUCUGCGAGUGCGGCCGACAAUGAGGCGUCGACCUCCGGGAACUACAAGUCGUCAGACGCUGUACGGAAGAAAUGCUACUCCUGCAAGUUAUGCAGGAGUUUUGAAGAUAGAAGAUAUGGUACUGGCAGAAGUAAGGCUGUGAGCACAGGUCACGAGUCAUGCUUAUGUAGCCCACCUGGUAGAGCAUUGGCCUGUGAAAGGCAAAAGAUCCUGGGUUCAAAUCCCAGUCUGGCCGACAGUAUUAAUCUGCCAGGAAGUUUCAUUACAAUUUUAAUUGUAAUCAAUUAAUAUUAUGGUUUCAAUAAUGUAACAUUAUACAUUGUUAAAUUACUUGAGGUGACGUGGCAGUGUCUAUGGGAGGCAGUUAUGAGCUGUCU
Messenger RNA from Schistocerca cancellata (South American locust), 874 nucleotides. RefSeq lists its product as uncharacterized. NCBI's taxonomy places the organism in Eukaryota, Metazoa, Arthropoda, Insecta, Orthoptera, Acrididae. The transcript is spliced from 4 exons. The coding region runs from base 372 to 785 and encodes 137 amino acids. The record is from RefSeq and is a predicted model, not a curated record.